AUGCGUGGUGGUGUAGCCCAGGCAUCAAUAUUCUUGCUAUCAACCCUCGCGCCCGCCCUCUCUUACUCUUUGCCAACCCUCCAAACGAGCACAAAUGCAGUCACACAGGAUGAUCCAGUGCUGCUGUGGCGAGACUCGGAUGGGGUCUAUGUCCAAUUCGAGGCAUCAUGUGCUAGCUGCUCGUUAGACGACGGAGACUCUUGGCCAAUCAAUCUGUUCAUCGGAAGUACUAAUGGUCUUUGCGACAACGCUACCGUAUCCGUCAAUGGACAGGAGCUCUCCCAUCGCUGGGAAGGCCAAUUUGCCACAGGCUCAGGCGUGAUCCCAUCCAGCCCUUACAAUGGCAGCACCGAACUUCGCGCAACAUGGCACAGUACAUGUAUUACCGCACCCCUAGGUGCUCAUCACGGGCAGAACGCACACGUGUUUACCUUUAUAUUUGACACGGAUCGCAGCCACGACCUCGAAGACGAUAUCGGCUUUACUAUCUCCUUUGGUAAUGAUACUUGCAAAGAUGACGGAAUCAAAGUGCUUCGGCUGUCUAAUUUUCCCGUGAAGUUCGGCGAUGCAGCGAGAUGGGGAGAAUGGAACGAUGCAAACGAUGCCACCGAUUCGACAACAGGGUCUAGGUUGGACCCCGGAUCCGUUUCGCUUGAAGUGCAGCUUGAAGCAGAAAUUCAGAGACUACAAGUUCUUCAGUAUGAGCUCCAACAGCUGCACAACUCGGUGGCUUUACAAGAGAAAAAAAUAUUUCACAUGCUUAAGCAAGACUGCAAACCCUUGUUUGCGAAAUGGGAGCAAUGUGAUGAUUUCUUCUGCUAUUUGAAGUCAUCCUGGCAGAAGGUACCUGAGUUCUAUUGGUCUAUGAGGUAUCGCUUCGGUCUAUUAGCUCCUGGACGAGUCAUUCCCAUUUGUCGUCUUGCUCCAGAGAAACCUUCGGACGAUAAAACCGACGCGAACAGACCAUCAGCUUUGCCAUCACAUUCAAUCCCAACUCCUUCGAAGCAUGCCGUCCCUACUUUUGAGACCUCAUCAUCAUCAUCCUCAACGUCCUCCAUACCUACUACCACGACCGAACCACUGAUGCCUGUCACAACACCUCCACCCUCUAAACCAGACUCUCAUCUCGAUACCCAUCCAAAUCAUUCGGACAUAACCGAGGUCGUCCUCCCACUACCAAUACAAUCUCCAACCAAACACUUCAUCAAAUCAUGCGCCAUCAUCCUACUCAUCGCCUUAAUAAUCAGCCUUUUCUUCCGCGUCGUACGCCACUCAACAGCCUUCCGCCGUCGCCGACGAGACAUUGCCUCCAGACGCGAAGAACUACGAGCCCAGCGCGCAUACAGAAAUGCCGCACGACGACUCCGCUGGCGCCAGUGGUGGGAAGGUCGAUCCUAUUUCCAAGCCGCGAGCGUGAUAUCCAGUCACUCACUCCCUGAAUUCCAACACGCCCGUGGCGCCGCCAAUUUAGGCGACGAGAAUAACCGCGACAUCAGCAAUCACGACUCUGCCUCUCAAUCUUCCGAUACAUACGACGAAGAACCACAACAACGUAUGAUGCAAGCGGAAAUUCUCGGGCUGCGCCGCGUGCUCGAAUAUGUAGGUCAAUUAGUCGGCACGGACGAAACAACCACCACGUCGACAUCAUCCUCAUCAGCGCGACGCCGAGCUCGAUCACGAUCGCGUUCCGUCCCGCCCCCCUACGAACAGAUUAUGCGUUACAACCGCAACGCCAGUGUUGGCGGUGGCGGCAACAACCCUUCAAGGAAUCAUAAUACGUUAGAGAUUCGCAGAUCGGCGACUCCAGGAGGAGUCAUAUCUGGAGGACCGAGUUCGCCACGGGCGAGUACAAUGUUUAGCCUCGAGACGGGCUCGUUGGUUACGUUGGAGACGCUUGAUACGCUGGAAUCGGAAACGGCGCCGCCUUCGUAUCACCCGUGA
Molecule: messenger RNA, 1941 nt
Organism: Talaromyces amestolkiae
Lineage: Eukaryota; Fungi; Ascomycota; Eurotiomycetes; Eurotiales; Trichocomaceae
Exons: 3
Coding region: 1-1941 (646 amino acids)
Source: RefSeq, a predicted model, not a curated record